UAUUUGAUAAUUUUUACAAAUAUAAAUGAUUGUCUUAACUGUAUUAUUGCUUUUAUUUAUUGAUGGUAUUUAUGUCACUGUAACCCCACUGUCCUAUAUAGUACGCGGUACUGAUGCCCAACCGGGAGAGUUCACUUGGAUGGCCGCUAUUUUGGACAAUAAAGGCGAUCUUAUCUGUGGCGGCGGUAUUAUUGAUCAAAAAUCUAUACUGACUUCAGCCAAAUGCAUACAAAAAUACGAUGCUUUAGAUUUGAGAGUACGGGUUGGAUCAUUGAAAUAUGAUUCGGGUGGUACUGUAUUUACUGUUGGCCGUACUAUUAUACAUCCACUUUACGAUAAAUCAUCCUAUAUUAACGACAUUGCCAUUAUCAAACUGUCCAAUCCGAUUCAUUCAUUUGAUUACAAAACAGUUGCUCCCAUUACCAUAAGUAUAGCCUCCCGACGACUCGGCUUAAUCAGUAAUCUACCCGUUUAUAUGGCCGGUUGGGGUAACACUGGUAGUCUAUUUCAUAGUACAUCAUCGUCGUUGCAAAAAGUGACCCUUGAGAUUGUUGGACACAAUAAAUGUCAAAAAACAUACGGUUCCACUCAAGUCGAUGAUUCACAAUUGUGUGCCGGUGUUGCCGAUGGCAAACUUUAUCCCAGUACUUAUGAUGAGGGAGGCAUACUAUCGAGUGACCCAUCGACCCCAUCAAUAGCUCUGGGCAUCUAUUCGUGGACAAGUAAAUGGAGUGCAAUAUAUACUUAUCCCGAAAUAUAUACCCGUAUAUCAAGCUAUUAUCAUUGGAUUAAACAUAAUCUUGAUUAA
Molecule: messenger RNA, 808 nt
Organism: Oppia nitens
Lineage: Eukaryota; Metazoa; Arthropoda; Arachnida; Sarcoptiformes; Oppiidae
Product: mite allergen Der f 3-like
Exons: 3
Coding region: 26-808 (260 amino acids)
Biological process (GO): proteolysis
Molecular function (GO): serine-type endopeptidase activity
Source: RefSeq, a predicted model, not a curated record